Gavia stellata (red-throated loon) is the source of this 634-nucleotide messenger RNA. RefSeq names its product RNA binding protein, mRNA processing factor (gene RBPMS). Bases 1 to 588 code for a protein of 195 amino acids. The transcript has 8 exons. The record is from RefSeq and is a predicted model, not a curated record. Gene Ontology annotation, molecular function: mRNA binding. Lineage: Eukaryota; Metazoa; Chordata; Aves; Gaviiformes; Gaviidae.
AUGAGCAGCCUCCCCGCCGAGCGGGAGGGGGGCCCCGCCGACCCCGGCCUGCCCGAGGAGGAGGUGAGGACGCUCUUUGUCAGCGGGUUGCCUCUGGACAUCAAGCCCCGGGAACUUUACCUGCUCUUCAGGCCCUUUAAGGGGUACGAAGGGUCUCUCAUCAAACUCACCUCCAAGCAGCCCGUGGGCUUCGUCAGCUUCGACAGCCGCUCCGAGGCAGAGGCGGCGAAGAACGCGCUGAACGGCAUCCGCUUCGACCCCGAGAUCCCCCAGACGCUGCGGCUGGAGUUCGCCAAGGCGAACACCAAGAUGGCCAAGAGCAAGCUGGUGGGCACCCCCAACCCCAGCACGCCUCUCCCCACCGCCGUACCUCAGUUCAUCGCACGGGAGCCCUAUGAGCUCACAGUGCCCGCACUUUACCCCAGUAGCCCUGAAGUGUGGGGGCCGUACCCUCUGUACCCAGCGGAGUUAGCACCUGCUCUACCUCCUCCUGCUUUCACCUAUCCCGCUUCGCUGCACGCCCAGAUGCGCUGGCUCCCUCCCUCCGAGGCUGGUUCUCAGGGCUGGAAGUCCCGUCAGUUCUGCUGAAUGCCGGGUCUCAGGUGUGUGAUGGUGGCCUACAGUCAGUCUUGUG